UGGCUCCAGCCGGUACUAAUUCUCUUCUAUAUAUUCUAGUCCCUUCUUUCUCCCCGAGCCCGAACCAGCAUUUGACCGAGAGCUCGGGUUCUUUUUCUCCUUGGCGACCUAGAGUGGAGGUUCUGCCCAUUUUCUCAAGUUUUGUGGGGAUUUCACUCAUCCAAGUGCACCAAAGAUAUACAACUUUAUCCUCUCUUGUUUGAUGGUCUUCAUUCUUUGUUUGAUGCUGUAUAGUUAGAGAAAUUUUUUAUUAUUAGAAAUAGUAAGAAUGAGUAUGAUUUCGUUGAUUUAUGCAUGGAUUUGAGAGGUAUAGAAACCAUUACUUGAAAUUGGAGAAGGUCUAUUGGACAGUUUGAAUGUGGAUAAUUGAUAGUGAUUUUUUAAUUUUUUUCUAGUACCAUGGUUAAUUAAUUUAGUAUUUAUUAUAUAUUUAAUUAUAUUAUUUUGACACUCCGAUGUAAUAAUUCUAGGACGCAAGGACAAUGUGCGAGAAUGGAGCUUGGCGGCCACCACCACGCGGCCGCCCAGUCCCCAACCACGGAAUGCUCGGCCUUUGACUUUGGCCUAACCACAGAUGUCCGUCCGCGCUCCGCUCUCCCCCCGCACUAAACAAUGGCGAGCUCCAGCGCUGCCUUGGUAUAUAUAAUUUCUGGCUCUCCUCAAAUGGAAGCUCCGAUCCGUUCGACCCCCUACUAGCUCCCACGCCACUCUCCCCUCUCCUCGCGCGCACGUCGUCUCCACUCCAGCUCUCCUCCCUCCGCCUCUCCCAUUGUUUUUUGUUUUCCAUCGCCGUCGUCACGCGCGCACCGCCCCACUUCCCAGAAUCCCAGUUCCCACCGCGCCGCGCUGCGCACCACCUCCCCCGGCCCCUCCCGCUGCCCUCCCGAAGCUUCCAUGGCGCCCGCGCCGCCGGCCACCACGUGGCCGCGCCGCGGCCGCGCAUUCCUCCGGUCGCUGGUCCUCGCGCUCGCCGUCGCCGCCCGGCCGGCCUCCUCGCAGUACGUCCCGCACCCGCCGCCCGGCGGGGCCGCCGUCUCCAGCGGCGGCGACGGCGGAGGAGGGGGCACGUUCAGCCUCACCACGUCGCUCCUCUUCUUCGUCGGGAUCAUCGCCGCGCUCUUCACGCUCGGCUUCCUCUCUGCCUACCUCCGCCGCUGCUCCGAGCACACCACGGCCGCGGACGCCGCGCGCCGCGGCGCCAACGCGGCCGUCGCGGCCGCCGCGGCGGCCGCGUUCGCGUCGGCGGUCGGCGGCGGCGGCAGGAGGCGCCCCGCGGGGCUGGACGCCGCGGCGAUGGAGGCGCUCCCCGUGCUCACCUACGCCACCGCGCGGGCGGUCAAGGCCGGCCGCGGGGCGCUCGAGUGCGCGGUCUGCCUCUCCGAGUUCGACGGCGCCGGCGAGAAGCUCCGCCUCCUCCCCGGCUGCUGCCACGUCUUCCACACCGCGUGCAUCGACGUCUGGCUCGCCGCGCACGUCACCUGCCCCGUCUGCCGCGCCGACCUCUCCGACCCGUCCGUCGCGGACGCCGGCCACGUCCUGGCCGCCGACCUCGCUGCCCAGGCGGGAUCGCCGCCCACCGACACGGUUGUGAUCAGCCUCGACAUGGAGCCGCCGCCGUCCGGGUCGACGCCAGGACGACGACAGGAACAGGACCCCACGUCGCCCGGCGAGCAGCAGCAGGCGGAGACGGCGGAGGAGCGAGUGGACCGGUACACGCUGCGGCUGCCGGAGAGGCUGAGACGGGAGAUCGACGAGGCGAAGCGCCUCCGCAGGGCAAUGAGCGCGGUGACCGCGUCCACCGCGCUGCCGGGCGCUUCCAGCGGGCGGUUGGCGUCGGCGGCGCUGCGGACAAUGUCGGCCGCACGGCCAAGCCGGCGGUGGUCGGGGGUGUUCCGGGCGCUGACGGGGGCGCGGACGAGCGAGGCGGACGAUCACCGGAGGGUGGUGCCAUUGAAUGCCGGCGACGGGGAGGAGGUGGAGGUGGUGGUGGUGCGAGACGACGUGGGGGAGAAGUACUACGCGCACAACCUCACGUUCGCGGGGUUCGUCAUCGACGGCGACGUCACGGCCGGCGACUGGAACCCGGAGGUCUUCCAGGUCUCGACGGCCGUUCCGGCCGCGCCGGCAACGUCGCGGCGGUGAACCCACCAGAAGGCACAUCUGACUGUCAACUUCUUUUCGUAGUGUUGUUCAUUCCAGCGAUCCUAUAGUCAGAGGUAGUAGAGUGAUUGCUCAUGGUUUGAUUAAUUUGACAGCAAUUGUACAUUUAGAGUUACUAGUUGUCUUGUCGAUUGGAACUUGGAAGUGCUCUGUACAUAUAUAAUUAUAAGGUUUUUUAUACCACUAUAAAAAAUAGAGCCUCAUGGAAAUA
Molecule: messenger RNA, 2371 nt
Organism: Panicum virgatum (switchgrass)
Lineage: Eukaryota; Viridiplantae; Streptophyta; Magnoliopsida; Poales; Poaceae
Product: E3 ubiquitin-protein ligase ATL31-like
Exons: 1
Coding region: 895-2142 (415 amino acids)
Source: RefSeq, a predicted model, not a curated record